This is a messenger RNA of Hylaeus volcanicus, 7632 nucleotides long. It is a transcript of the gene Pgant2, whose product is annotated as polypeptide N-acetylgalactosaminyltransferase 2. Lineage: Eukaryota; Metazoa; Arthropoda; Insecta; Hymenoptera; Colletidae. The transcript has 11 exons. Bases 487 to 2256 code for a protein of 589 amino acids. Gene Ontology annotation, cellular component: Golgi apparatus. The record is from RefSeq and is a predicted model, not a curated record.
UAAAAACAUCUAGUCCUAAACUUUUUCCUCCCUUAAGUACUUAAAUAACUUUUCAUGCAACGCUAAUACAUAUGUAUCUCGCAAGUGUUCGAAUGUGUUUCAGCGGUAGUGUAUAUCUCGAGGGGGAGCGGCGAAUCUGAUUCGACGGGAACUAGCGUCGCGUAAGUUCAAAGUUCGGCGCCAAUUCAGCCGGUGGGCGUCGCAGCCACGACGAAGGCGUCGUCUCGCGGGGGGAACGUGAAGUUUCCCCUCGAGAAGCGUCGCGUAGCCGCCGUUCGCGUCGGAGCCGGACAGUAUGGCUUCGGCUGCCGGUACGUUCGCGUUGGUGGUGACCUUCCACGGUGUUGAAGUGCGCUGUCGGCCGCGGGUGUGCGUGCUCCGUUUUAAGAGAACGAGAGAAGACUCGUGAAAGACGGACGCGACCAGGAAGAAGUGAUCAUCGUUACGCAAACCCGAGGGGCGAGAGUGGCAACGAACACGGCAGAGAUGCGGCGAAAUGUGAAAAUCGUGUUGCUCCUGUCAUGCGCGUGGAUGUUCGCCUUUGUUUACUACUACCACACGUCGCGGGACACCAAGGUAGGAGACGUGAACGCAAGGAGCUUUAGGAUAGGUGAUGCAACCAAGCAGACGAACGAAAACAGAGCCCUGCGACUGAAAGAACCGGCGUCGUUGUCUCUCUCCGCCGGAAAUUCCGGCAGCUACGUGGACCCAGAUGGCACCGCCAUUGUGAUGUCGUCUGAGCUACUGCCUGCCCCCACACCAGACCCAAGAGUAACGUGGAACUACUUCGACGAGCAGGGGUACGUCUCGAGAGGAGGUCUCCGAGCAGGAGAAGAUCCAUACGCGAGGAACAAGUUCAAUCAGGAAGCAUCCGAUGGACUUCCGAGCAAUCGCGAUAUUCCAGACACUCGCAGCGCCAUGUGUCGAAUGAAGCAGUGGAGGAGAGACCUCCCUCCGACCUCAGUCAUAAUUACGUUCCACAACGAGGCACGGUCGACGCUGCUCAGAACUGUCGUGAGCGUGUUGAACAGGAGCCCGGAGCACCUAAUCAAGGAAAUUAUUCUGGUGGACGACUUCAGCGAUCAUCCUGAGGACGGCGAAGAGCUUUCGAGAAUACACAAAGUGCGAGUAAUACGGAACGAGAAGAGGGAGGGUUUGAUGAGGUCGAGGGUGAGAGGCGCGGACGCAGCGACCGCGAGUGUACUAACGUUCCUGGAUUCGCAUUGCGAAUGCAACGCCGACUGGCUGGAGCCCCUUUUAGAAAGGGUGGCGGAGGAUCCAACCAGAGUCGUGUGUCCCGUCAUUGACGUGAUCAGCAUGGAUACUUUCCAAUAUAUCGGGGCUUCAGCAGACCUGAGAGGAGGGUUCGACUGGAGUCUCGUGUUCAAGUGGGAGUACCUGAGCCAGAUCGAGAGGCAAGCCAGGCAAAAGGAUCCCACGCAAGCGAUCAGAACCCCGAUGAUCGCUGGCGGCCUGUUCGUCAUCAACAAAGCCUACUUCGAGAAACUGGGGAAGUAUGACACCCAGAUGGACGUUUGGGGUGGAGAGAACCUUGAGAUAUCGUUCCGGGUGUGGCAGUGCGGCGGAAGCUUGGAAAUCAUUCCGUGUUCGCGCGUCGGCCACGUAUUUCGAAAACGCCACCCCUACUCGUUCCCUGGGGGUAGCGGAAACGUAUUCGCGCGUAACACCAGACGCGCGGCCGAGGUGUGGAUGGACGAUUACAAACAGUUCUACUACAACGCGGUGCCUCUGGCGCGCAACAUCCCCUACGGAGAUAUUCAGGACAGGAUGGAGCUGAAGCGGAAAUUGCACUGCAAGCCCUUCAGCUGGUAUCUGAAAAACGUGUAUCCCGAAUUAGUUAUACCUACCAGCGAGGGGGGGCCAGGGGGGUCCCUGAAACAGGGAACCGCGUGCCUGGACAGCAUGGGAAAUUUACUAGACGGAAACGUGGGACUUUAUCCGUGUCACGACACCGGCGGCAACCAAGAAUGGGGCCUAACGAAGGACGGUCUGAUAAAGCACCACGACUUCUGCCUGACCCUGCCAGUGUACGCAAAGGGCACCACGUUGCUAAUGCAGAUCUGCGACGGCAGUGAGAAUCAAAAGUGGAGGCACCUCGAGGGUGGUCUGAUCCGACACUUUAGGAUCCCGGUGUGCGUGGACUCGAGAUUCCAAGCUCAGAGGGGAAUCACCGCUGAGAAAUGCGACUCGAACGCCGAGACCCAGAGGUGGCACCUCUACAAUCAUAAUCACUAGCUCGUGACGACGAUCCCCGCCUCGUGAAGAUCGCGCUGUCGUCGUCACUCUCGAAGGACUCAAGGGGUGCGAUAUCUGAUCCGAAGAAGCAGGAUCGAUCUGAUCCGAUCGAGCGAUCUCGUCGGGCCGGGAUUCGGGCUUCUCGAACGAACUGGUCGAUGAUCCGCCACUAUUCGUCGUUUCGUUGCUGAAACGGAUCUUAUCGAUGAAGCAUGAACAUUUGGUGAUCACUCGAUAUACUCAUGUGUGUGACGAGACUGUCUCAAGAGAUUCGAAUGUUCACGACGUUGAACGAGGAGCAUAAUGGGAGAAGGAGUUGACAAGGCUCGCGAGUGAGAUUAAGGAAAACUUGGAAUUGAAUUCCCACGUACAGAAGGGGCAAACGAAUUUUAUGACGGAAGAACAGGCUGUUAUUUUUUCUAUUUUUUUCUUUUUAGAGUAGGCGGCAGUUUCUUAGACGUGGCGAGAUCGGAGGAACGAAGUUGAAGGGAAUCGAGGUACUACCGUUGGCGCGCGAGAAGAAUGAACUCUUUUUGCAUAGUUUUUGCAUUGUUAGUCGGAGUUCUCGAUCGCCGGUGGCCCCCGAGGUCCUCUUGGCUGCGUGGGUCUUAGAGAAGAAGAAUGAACUCUUAGUCGUAGCCAUAUAUGAUGUACAAAAAGCAUCUAUUGGUAUCAUUUUGUCCCACAGACACGUGACUAAACGAUAUACGCCUACCAAAUCACGCGUGUAUGCUCCUAGAGAUCAGGCAUGCCAAUUUCCAGUGUCUAAAGAAGUCCUCGGCAUUUGUUACAUUUAUAAAAAUUAGAAAAUUAUGUGCUUAUUAUAUUACACCGUCCCUGAUGACGUCCUGAGUUCGUUCACUGUAGAUGAUUUUAAAGCGCAUUGUUAAUUUAAAGUGGGUGCUCGGUGACAAUCAACGUGUCAACGCGAUGGUGCUGAGUUCAUUCUUCUCACGCGUCAACGAUACUUCACUCUAUGCGGACGGAAUUGCUUCACGACGGUGAACAAAUGCAACAAGUUUAUUUCAAUAGACUGUAUUCGUGGCAAGUAAGUAUUGCCAGAUUCUUAAAACUAUCCAAACCCUCUAUUGCAUAACGAAUUCAAUAAAAUGCCUGCAAUGUUUGCAAUGGAAAUUCGACAAGGCUCGCGCAUGGUUUCCUAAGACAACUGAUGCUGCACGUUUAGCUCAAACAUUAAUUCCUUCACGAAUGUUCGAGCAACCUAAAAACGAUAACUUUUUCGAAAGAUAAAAUAAAAUUCACGACAAUAGAGGGUUAAAAUCGUUCCGAGGAUGCAUUCAGGAACGCAUUUACAUCGAUUUCCAUGAUCUCAAAGGAUUCCCCGAUACCUGUUCAAUUAUUAUCGCGAAUAUCACUUCGAAGCAAAAGGAAAAAAAAACCUGACAAAAAUACUCCGAUAUAUCUGUAAUUUUAAGCGAACUCGAAUGCACCGUGUACUUUCAACUUUUAUUACUCGAAUAUCAUUUAACGAACAUCGAAGUGUCUCGUUUAAUUGUAAGGUCGCUUCACGGGCAGCUGAAACAUUGUUUACGACGAUUUCCACGAUCGACAACGAUUGAAAAAAAAAAUGUUGGCUCGUGGUCCGUUUUCCCAUCGAUUCCUUUCAUUAUUUCCAUGGCCUCGAAUGAAAAUUGCGAAGAGCUAUGGUUUCCUAGGAUUGGCUGUAGCUGACUAUUGUUUUUAAUUGACAUUUUAUUGUUUGACGUAUACGCGGGCCACAGCGUCGACGUUCAUUGUCUCCAAUCCAAAGGACGAAUCGAAUCGUAGCGUGAAUCGAACGCUUCUUAGAUCAAAGGCGCGCGCGCUACACGAUUCUCACAAAGAGAUUUAUUUUUGUAUAACGAAUUGUAUACUUACUUGGUUGUGCGAAUAGUUGGGAAUUGCGGUGUGCUCUCGCUCGGGGACUCGACGCGUUGUUAGGCAAUGUCUCCAUUGUUCGUAACCCUUAAACGACUCUGUGAUUUUACUCUAUGUAAAAUAGAAAAAGCAAUGCUCGAAUCAUAUGCGAUCUUUUUGGAAAAUAUCAAUACUGAUGUGUUUAUUACUUACAUGAUCGAUUAAUCGAUAGCAUUUAUUAUAAAUAAUAAUGGUGCGAACAUGUCAGGGUAAAUAUGCUGGUUAAUCUAUACAAGCAUUGUCAAACAGAACUUAUGGUAAUUUAUGAUAGAUUAAUUUUAAUACGAUUAGUCACUAACAUCCUACCUUGACACGCUUGAAUAAUUCGUUUGACGUAAAAUUAAUAUUAAUAUUCUUUGACUCAGCUUAAUCCUCCGUUCUUCUUAUCUAUUAGUAUUAGUAAUUGAAACGCACAAUUUUCUUUCAAUGUAUGUUACUAGAAAACAAAUAUUUAAUUACUUCUAUAAUAUACUUGAUGUUUGAUUUGCAUAUUAAAACCCUAUCAGAGAAAUUAUAAACGCUUCGUUUGAUAGUGCUCGCAUCGAGUAACCAGCAAAUGAAAUUGUCUGACAAAUGAACACCAUACUAUUUAAAAAAACACAGAAGAAUUAAUAUACUUAUAACAGCAGAAGAUCUAUAAAUUCCUACGUGCUCCAUAAACUGGAGACAAACAUAUCAACUUAACUGACUCUGUAAAAAUUUAGUUCAAGCAUAAGGCGCUAAAUAACCUCAGGCCUAAAUUAUUUAAUUCCAGUCCAUUCAAUAUAUAUAAAAAAUCACAGAAUUAAAGAUGUUAAAAAAAGGGGUAGAUUAAGAUGGAAAGCAUCAAUUCAAUUGAAUCAAUGAGAUAUUAACGAAAUAGUGGGGCUGGAUUCUUUGAACCCUGUGAGGUCGUCUAAGGGCUGACAUAGAGGGUUUCUCUUUCGUAAAAUUGAAUGAAAUGUCUGAGCAAUUGUCUGCAACGCGUCGAGACUAUCGAAACCGGGAAACUGUGCGACUAAAUGCAGCAAUACGUAGCGAAGAACGAUCUUUUGGACACCAACAGUUUCCCGACGACAGUGAUUCAAUGCUGUCAUUUCGCAUUGAUACUACAUACGUAUAUAGAUAUAGCAUUUUGUAUGAUAAUAUUAUACGAACGCGCUCUAAUUGCUUCUGCAUUCGCAGCUCUGUAAAUGUAAGGAAUUGAUCGAAGGAUUGUUUUUACUCGGAAGUCGGAUCGUCUGUGUUGUACUAUAGUGAUUGAGACCACGCGCAAUCCAGAAAUACAGAUUCGACGUGGAAUUAUUAAGAAUUUACGUUGCCAGAAUUGGAGCGCUGUACAUAUAUAAUCGGCGACAGUCGUGAUGCAGAUAUAAGUGGUAUAUUUAUUUACAUUAAACAUUUUCACGGGCCCUUGGAUUAUAAGGUGCUCCUCGAUUUUGGAGAACACUGGGACGUAGAAAUUUUACACCUCAUCUGCCCCACGAUUACCGUCGCAGUCUUUGUAUAAGUUUUUUAACUUAGAUUCUAUACCUCGAUUAUUGUGAAACGGUUUAGGAAAAUAUUCAAUUUUAUUUGAACCUUUCGACCUACAUUUUUUUAAACAAUUAUUGCGCACGACGACACAUUCAUUUAAUACUUAAGUUUUAUUUAACUCCUCGAAAGUCUCCCAAAGCUAUGGACAACGCAUGAGAAGAGCAUGUAGAACGAAAAGAAAUAAAUACACGCGUAUGAGCUACAGUUGCGUCAAAAUCGAUUGGUCGUUCAAGAUCACUUCUCAUGGUAUGAAUUAAAACCCAAACACGAUUCCUACUCUUACACCAUGUCUGUAGGUUUGCUCGAAAUGAUGAAAGAUGGCGGUGACAACAUCUCAUAGUGGGGUAGCUCCUCCUUCACCUUGAGUAACCAAUCGAUUCCGACACGAUCACUACGGUUUCUUUCGCUAUCUAACCGCGCGACUUACGAACCUGUAAAACAUCUGUUACGAAGCUGUAAAUACUUUUACGUAUUCGAUUUUAAUCGUCGAACGGCGAAAGUUAGACAAACAGAGCGCAAGGCGGAGCCGGGUUAUUCUGGGCCCAUGGUAAUUCUUUACCCACAUUCCAAACAUAAGCUCACUAAUCGAAUUCUUAUCUCAAUACCUCAUCCUACAUUUUUCAACCAUUUAAUACGAUUCUCUUUAAAAAAAAAAAAGAAAAGUAGUAUCAGCGACUAACGAUUGAGAUUAAGUGAAAACACGAUUACGAAAUACGUUAACUUCAACGCGAAUACUUUGCUGUUCACUGCUUUCGUCGCGCGCUUCGCGAGUCACGAGACAUUAAUCGCAUAAUGACUGUAAAUAAUGUGUCUACGAUAUAAGCAUAAGGUAACGAAACGUCGUACUUCCAUGAAUCUGUAAGCUGUAAGAUAACGAGCGAUUCAAACCUAACAUUAAGGUAGCAAAGUAAUCCAGUCGGUGUGCGAGGCGUGUCCGAGAGACGAGACGAAUUUUCCGCUCGACGCGAAUAAAAUAAGAAAUGCACUGUACAUUAAAACGAACAUUUCCAGUCUCUCUCGUACGACGCGUUCGACUAUUUGUUAAUUUUCUAUUCGUUAAGACGAGGCCUCGUGUUCGAAAACGCCAUGUUCUUAAGAUGAGGCACGUAUAUACGUGAUUCAAACAUGGAGUCCAAAAAUUUACGGUAUUUCACUAUAUUGGAAUCAACUCUCUAUAACCAAAUGUGACUUUAAGGUACUUUGUACCGUAAUUUUUCGAAGCCUGAUUUCACCUUCUUUUUAGUAUGCCUCGGUGCCUGUAAAGCAAUAGCAUGGCCACCCUACAAAGCAAUCAAUCAGUUGAUACAAAUAAAAAAACUUAUUUAGUUUAUAGAGAGUUAAGAAAAUGGCACAACUUCGAAAGUCUGAGAUGUGUAAAAUAUAUUUGUAAAUUUUCGGACACCACAUUUGAAUCGCCCUGUAUAGCAGAGUUUCUCAAACUUCUCUCCAUAUACCCCUGCAAUAAAGAACAAUAUUUGGCGCACUCCCUGGACUAGUACCACAUUUGUUUUAUAUAUAUAUUUUUUAAAACUACCUUUAAAAAAGAUGUAUUUCUUUCUUAAAUGUUUUAAUUGAAUUUGUAUAAUUUUAUACUUCUUAAUUUAAACUUUUUGUAUAUUCUUUACUAAAGCAAUCCAUAACAAAUAAUAUAAAAAAACAAAUGAGUGCACGCACAUAGGUAUUUUUAAUACUACUUAAUGUAUUAAUGUUCUUCAUUAAAUAGUAUUAAAAAAUCCCUAUUAUUUUCCCUAUUACUUGGUCCCAGAAGAAAAUCAAUAAAGUUAAUAACGAAGAUAAAUAACGAAUAAAAAAUGUCAUUCAAAUGGAUGUUUAUAAUAGAAGUAAAAUACUACAAGAAUGUUCUGUAUGCUGAUGUAUACAUAUAUAUUACUGAGAGUUUGCAAACCCCCAUUUGAGGAACACUGCUGUGUAACAUGUUACACA